UACAUGACAUAAUCGCUAUCAAGUUCAGCUAGCAAAACCAACCUCCGUGCAUUUCGUAGAUCGGAAAGUUUUUUCAACAGGUUAAGAAUUUCUUAUUUUAUGAGAGGUCUGGGUGUUCGAUUGUAUAUUUUGAAUAUCAUCUUCAUGUGUCUUUCCUUCGUCGGCUUACCUUCGUAUUCUAGCUAGCAUGGGGAACAAAUCUUCGAAGAGGAAUUUUACCGUGUACGUGAAAACGGGUGACCGUCUGGGCAUGGGCACCGACGAUACAAUCUCGGUCGUCCUUCAAGAUGAAAACGGGCUCAGGUCCGGCAAGUGCCAGCUCGACAACCUCCUGAGCAACGACUUCGAGUCCGGCCGGCUAGAUAGCUUCCAGAUUGCGAUUGAGGAUGGGAAUUUUGGAGACCCUGUCUACAUGGAGCUCCGGCGGGACAAGUGCGGUUUACUCGAUGACGAGUGGUACUGUGAAUUCGUCAGGGUGCUGAGCGAGAAGACCAAUCACGUCCACAUGUUCCCGAUUCAUAGAUGGGUUCGUGCUGGAUGCCCGAUUAAGGUGAAGGAGGACGACGCGGUGCUCCCUCAGGACGACGAAAACGUGAUCCAACGACAGGAAGAGCUCCAAAGGAAGCGAGACAUGUAUGUUCCCGCUUUCAACGAGGCAACGGGAACGAUCUUGAUGGCCAGUCUUCCUAAGGACGAAAAUUUCUCCUUCAGUGACAAGUUUGAUCUCAUGGCGUUGUUGAUGAGACUUAAGCUUGAGCACAAACUGAUAGGAUUUACAUCAGAGAGAUGGGAGUCCUUAGAAGAUCUGGAGAACGUUUACAAACCCCCGCACUUCCCGAAACCAAGUUCAAUGGAAAACUGGAAGUCAGAUAAGGAGUUCGGUAACCAGAGACUAUCCGGAUGCAACCCGGCUAUGAUCCGACUUUGCACGAAGAUACCCCCCAAUUUCGCCGUGGACGACAAGGAUGUUGAACCUCUUCUGGAAGGCCUAACUGUGUCGGAAGCCAUCAAGAAGAAGCGUCUUUUCAUCAUCGAUCUCAAGCUCCUCAAAGACUUGCCUUGUGCAGAUGAGCGAAAGAUCACUGCACCCAUUGCGCUUUUCUUCGUCAACAAAGACAAAUAUUUGAUGCCGGUCGCUAUUCAGUUGAAUCAAGACCCAGCUCCAAACAAUCCGGUGUUCUACCCGACUGAUCCCGAGUACACGUGGAUCUUGGCCAAGUGUUACUUCAACUUGGGCGAUGCUGCCGUCCAUGAGUCGGUUUCCCACAUUGGAUCCACCCAUCUCAUUGGUGAAAUCAUCUGCAUAGCAGCGCAUCGUUCCCUGUCUCCAUCUCAUCCCAUCUUCCGUCUUCUUGCUCCUCACUUCUUGUACCUCCUCGCCAUCAACUACAAAGGUUUAACGCCUUUGCUUGCAACGGGCGAAUUUACCUACAUAAAUAUGACCAUUGGCGCCGUCGGUAUGGCAGAUGUCAUCAAACGCUCCUACUCUACAUGGCGAUUCGACGUGGAGGGCUCCCUUCCGACUGACCUUCUUGUAAGGGGCGUCUCUGACCCUGAAGUGCUACCGAACUACCAUUAUCGUGAUGACGCCUUGCUCCUACGUGGAGCAAUAUACGACUACGUCAAGGAAGUUGUGGACCACCAUUACGAUGUUCCCGGGAAGAUAGCUGCCGACCAUGAAUUGCAGGAAUGGAUCCGGUUCAUGGGGACCAAGCCUAAAUUUGAUGGAGAGGUCAUAGGUCACAUGAAGGGACUUCCUAAUGAUGGCCAUUUUGAAACCGCGGAAGAGAUCACCACCUUUGUUACGGAUUGUAUCUUUAUCUUUAGCGCUGCUCAUGCUGCAGCGAACUUCGGCCAGUAUGAUAACUAUGGUUUUCCCCCGGCCUACCCUCUCUGGAUGAAUGGAUCACCGCCGCAGGAUAAGACUCCUCUCACGGAGGCAGACAUCGUCAAGAAUCUACCCAACAAGGAUCAGACCUUGAACACCAUGGUAUUCACAAAGAUCCUCAGCACCCGAGGCAGCAAGCCUCUGGGAGACUUUGAGGUGCAGUACAUGCAUGGUGCUACCUAUCAAAAGGCCUUGAAGAAAUUCCGAGCUGAACUCAAACGCAUUGGAGACAUAAUCGACAAACGGAAUGAGACAAGAGAAGAGAAGUAUCUUUGGCUUCAUCCACGCGAAGUGCCUAACUCUAUCGCAAUCUAGCUCCUAAAUGUCAAGAGAGAAAAUACAUCAAAUAGCUGUUGACUUUGUUGAGUAAAAAUAGAAUAAAGUUCGUUGUGGAUAGUCGAUCUUUUAAUGGUUAUGGAUUAAUCUUUUGAAGAUACACAUGUACACAGAAUAGAGACUUCGUGAAACACAAGUUUGCGAUUUUCUGCUUGCGUAAAUGUUAGAAAAUGUCUAUUUAGAUAUACGUUAAGAAAAUUCUAACUUUUGAACAGUUUGUUUUUCAAGUCCUAACCUUUAAUUUAAACAAACGUUGUGUUCCUUGAUUAUACAUGCAUUUACAUCGUUCUUUGAUAUUCUGUGGCAUGGUCAUGUUUUUAUAUCUAGUAUAUAUGCUAAGAUUUUGUUUUUACCACGGGGAUUUGCAUGUACUGCAUGUACUCAUUCGUUAUAUUCUGUGUCAUGGUCAUGUUUUUGUAAGCUAAGAAUGUUUGUUUCCACGAGGU
Molecule: messenger RNA, 2670 nt
Organism: Strongylocentrotus purpuratus (purple sea urchin)
Lineage: Eukaryota; Metazoa; Echinodermata; Echinoidea; Camarodonta; Strongylocentrotidae
Product: arachidonate 5-lipoxygenase
Exons: 12
Coding region: 188-2203 (671 amino acids)
Biological process (GO): arachidonate metabolic process; hepoxilin biosynthetic process; lipoxygenase pathway
Molecular function (GO): protein binding; oxidoreductase activity, acting on single donors with incorporation of molecular oxygen, incorporation of two atoms of oxygen; metal ion binding
Source: RefSeq, a predicted model, not a curated record